AUGCCGCGUGCAUCGCCGUCGCUGGGCGAGGGCGCCAUCGUCAGUGCCCAGGCACGCAUGCUGCACCCCGCCGAGCACUUUCGAGAGGAGUUCGGCAGCGAAUACAGACACCACCGCGUGCAGGAUUUGGUGGUGCGAAAGCUCGCCAUCCGCAAGAUCCGCGCAAAGGAAACAAAGGUGGUGCUGCUGAGCCACGCAGACUUUCCCGGGCUCGAAAUCUACGCCAGCCCGGGCUGCCUCAAGCUCAUCACCGCCGGCCCACCAGAGAAGCAGUUCCGCAACACGGGCGAGCUCGUCUUCAGCAAGACUAAGAAGGACAAGCAAGCCAUGGAGCUCUUCCGCGACCGCGCCGAUCCAACGGGGCUGACUGUCGACGACCUCUCCGCCCUGCACGACCCGCUGCACCCGCGGGAUGAGAACGCCACGGAUCUCGGCCUCACCACAGACGUCCGCGACCACCAGGACGCUAGCGCCAGCCUGCUGGAUGAUGACGACGACGGCGACCACGACCACGACCACGACCACGACGAUGCUGGUGACCAGCCCAGGAGGCGCAACCGCGCGGGGAAGAGCAAGCAGCCCGGCAAGCGCGGGCGCCCGCCCAAGGGCAGCGCAAAGGGCAGCGAGUUCACCAGCAUCCCGCCCAUCUUCGACGAGCAGUGGGUCAGCGUGGCAAAGGAGGCUGCCAUCAGACGAGCGCAGGAGGCAGACCACCACCACCAUCACCACCACCACCACGUGCCCGGCAUUGAGGCUGCCGAUAUUGGCCUGCCCAUGCCCCCGGAGACAAACAAGGCAGCCAUGCUCAACGGACUUCCGCUCUCGGAUCCGCGCGCCCCCGUAUCCAUCACGCCCGGCCGCCUCUUCCGCCACUUCUUCCCGCUGGACGCCCUCAACGGCAUGGUGACGCAGGCCACAAACGACGCCCACAAUGAGAUGAUGCUGUCGGCGGGCGAGUUCACGCGCUGGCUCGGCAUCUGGUUCUGCAUGACUUGCUUCCCGGAGAGCCAGAUCAGCAACUUCUGGCCCAACGUCGCCAUGCCGCUCAUCCGCACCCGCCCCAACAUGGCCCAGUUUAUGUCGCAGGAGCGCUUUGAGUCCAUCUUGGCCAACCUGCGGUUUGCGUCCCCGGCGCACGCGCCGACAACCGGCAACGCGGCCCGUGAUGACUCCAUCGCCGUGCUCUCCACGCUCGUCAGCGAGUGGAACGCAAACAUGCUGCAGUCGUUCUCGGCGUCAUCGCUCAUCCGCCUGGGUCUCUCCUCCUCCAUCUCCCUGCCCGGUGUGCCAGACCACGCCACCCUCAGCACGCGCCGCAGGGCCGCCGACCCCUUCUCCACCACAUACGCUGCCCUCACCUGCGCACAGUCAGGCCUCCUCUUCCGCCUCGCCCCGCUCUCCCCGCUCGUCGGGUAUGCUGGCGGCAUUGGUCACCCCAUGCCUGCAGGCACGGGCCCUUCGUCCGCUACACAACCAACAGCAGCUGCACCUGCAGCAGCGGUGGCAGCAACAAACGGCGGCACGCCACAACAGCAACAGCAACAGCAACAGCAGCAGCAACAGCAGCAGAGUGCUGGCGCAAGACAGCCACCGCAGGGCCCACAACAGCAGGGCGCACACGCUUCAGCGGGCAGCAGCAGCAGCGCCAGUGGUGGUGGCGGCGAUGGGGCAGAGUUUGCCGAGUAUGGGCGACUGCCUGGCUUCCUGCUCCGCCUGACAAAGCCACUGCACGGCACCAACCCGGUUGUUGUGCUUGACGCCAACUUUUGCUCGCCGCACGCCAUGGCGGCACUGCAUCGGUUUGGCGUGCUCGCGUGUGCCCCGGUGCAGACGCGGCGCCACGUGUACCCGCACGGUGUCCCCGGUGCCUCCGCUGACGAGUACAUGCGCGACAAAGGGCUUGGCUUUGUCGACGCGCUGCCUGGCCGCCUCGGCUCAAGCCCGCACCAGCAGAUGUGUCUGUUUGCGCUUCGCGACAGCACGGGCGUGCCCAAGCUGCUGGCCAACUUCAACGGCGUGUGCCUGAGCGACGACACCAAGACGCGUGUGUCUGCGGACACGGGGGAGCCCACCACCUUCUCGCUGCCGCGCGUGUUCUCGGACUAUCUUGCGUCGUGCCACGUGCUGGCCGACCACAACACCAUCCGUAACUCGACGCUCUCCCUGGAGAAGUCAUGGCCGCAGACGUCGCAUGCCAUUCGCCAGCUUGCGUUUCUCCUCGCCGUGUCGGAGGUGAACGCGUGGGUCGCGUACAACCACUUCGUGCGGCGCCCCUUCAACCUGCCCGGCGUGAGCUUGCUUGAGUUCCGUGAGACGCUUGCCGUCGACCUGAUCAGCAGCGACCUGCCCGACCCGCACACGAGCGCGCCGCAGCCGCAGCCAGGGAUGCAGGCACCUGGGCAGGGGCCAGGCAUGCCCUAUCACCACCACCACCACCCUCACCACCACCACGCCCCGCACCCAGCACAGCCGCCGCCCCAGCAGCCUGCGCAGCAGCAGCAGCAGCAACAACAACAACAGCAGCAGCAGCAGCAGCAGCAGGAGCAGCACUACCAGCAGCUGCCCAAGUACGCUGCGCCCCACAUGCAGCCCCAGGAAGAGGCGCCAACACAGCAACAGCAAGGACCGCAGCAAGGACAGCCGCAGGACGAUGCCCUGAUGCAACUCGCCCUUCAAGGCGGCCAUCUCGACCUUGCCUCUGAAUUGCCGACCAAGCGCUCAAAACCAGAAUAG
Salpingoeca rosetta is the source of this 2733-nucleotide messenger RNA. RefSeq lists its product as uncharacterized. Gene Ontology annotation, cellular component: aryl hydrocarbon receptor complex; nucleus. The transcript has a single exon. Gene Ontology annotation, biological process: regulation of transcription by RNA polymerase II. The coding region runs from base 1 to 2733 and encodes 910 amino acids. Gene Ontology annotation, molecular function: nuclear receptor activity; transcription cis-regulatory region binding. The record is from RefSeq and is a predicted model, not a curated record. NCBI's taxonomy places the organism in Eukaryota, Choanoflagellata, Craspedida, Salpingoecidae.